Molecule: messenger RNA, 385 nt
Organism: Ochotona princeps (American pika)
Lineage: Eukaryota; Metazoa; Chordata; Mammalia; Lagomorpha; Ochotonidae
Gene: BORCS8
Product: BLOC-1 related complex subunit 8
Exons: 1
Coding region: 25-354 (109 amino acids)
Cellular component (GO): BORC complex
Source: RefSeq, a predicted model, not a curated record
GCUGCCCCGAGUCCGGGAUCUGCCAUGGAGGAGGCGGAGAUGCAGAUCAAGGGGAAGAAAGUCACGGACAAGUUCACCGAGAGCGUGUACGUGCUGGCCAACGAGCCGUCCGUGGCCCUGUACCGCCUCCAGGGCCACAGGCGCGGCUCCCUGCCCGAGCUGGCCCAGCACAAGGCCGACAUGCAGCGCUGGGAGGAGCAGAGCCAGGGAGCUAUCUACACGGUGGAGUAUGCCUGCAGCGCCGUGAAGAGCCUGGUGCACAGUAGCGUGUAUUUCCGCAGCGUUGAGGGACUCCUCAAGCAGGCCAUCAGCAUCCGCGACCACAUGAACACGGCCACCCAGGGCCACAGGUAGCCCUCCGGCAGCCGCGCCCACGCACCUCCCC